Messenger RNA from Somion occarium, 803 nucleotides. The record is from the annotation of a GenBank genome assembly. NCBI's taxonomy places the organism in Eukaryota, Fungi, Basidiomycota, Agaricomycetes, Polyporales, Cerrenaceae.
GGACUGUACUCCCAUAAAGUCCUUCAUUCUUCGCGACUAUUCAUCGCGUGGACCACCUCUUGCUUUCGUUUGUUUUUAUCUAGCCUGCUACUACUCUCUAUAUUGUCAUGCCUCCUCCCGCGAAGCCGAAGCCGUCACACAAGUUGGAGUUGACUACUAACAGUCUCCGUAACACCACAUUUGCUGCGGACGACGACACAAUCUAUUAUGAGGUCGUAACACGAUACUGGCACCCAAAUCUCACAAAGAUCAACAAGACCGACAUGGAGACUCGCGAAGUCACUGUUGCGGCAGAGAUCGAACGACCGCGUGGUCGUGAGCCUCGCGUGCGAUUCGGUGGAGACAAGGGCGAAUGGAUGUCUGCUAGCGACUUUGUCAAGUUCGACCAGGAGAAAAUUGACGGUACAUUCGUCGCUAAUGCGAAUGUUGCUUACAAGUGGCGGACGAAGAAAGGUCGUCUUCAGCUCGUCAAGGCCGAUGAGGAGGAUCCAGAGCCUCUCGCCGAGUUUCAUCCGCACAAACGGCAUUUCCUCGUCUUCCGAAUGGCGAAGCAUGCGUACCUAGAAGUCAAGCCCAUCCCCGAAGUUACGAGCGCGUUGGAAAGGUUGAUCGUGAGUUACCUUUUGGUUGAGAGGAAACGGAGAGAUGCCCGCCUUCGAGUUAAAGUUGAGAGGUCGUGAUCUACCUAUGUCUUUACCUCUUCCCGCCUUCCACUUAUACUAUGUUGAUGUUCAUCAUUGUCUCAAUAUCCUACUUGCACUCUCUACUACAUAGAAUCCUAAGCUUUGAACUGGGUUUGAACU